AAACCUUACUUUUUAUCUUGCUUUUUUCAUUGUUAUCCAACUUCACCAAAAGAUAGAAAAAGAACUUGGUAAUCUGUUUAACAUCUCUCAUUUUUGUGACCAUCGAAUCCAAAACUUUGAAUAUGACUAAAAUUAGAAUUGAGGUUUGCAUUAUAUCUGCACGUGGCCUUGGUGGCUCCACUUCUCUCCUGAAGCCCCAGUGGUUAGCUGUGGGAUGGAUUGAUCCAAAUAGCAAAUAUUGCACGAAGAUCUACAGCUCUGGCAACCCAAACCCAACUUGGAAAACCAAGUUUUUAUUUGAUGUCGAUGACAGAAGCUCUAAUAUGCAAGAUUUAUCCCUGACUAUAGAGAUUCACAAGAGGGAACCUAUAUUCCUCAGAGAUAAGCUUCAUGGAAUUGCAAAUAUUAUGCUCAAAGAAUUUUUGGUCAAGUUCUUGAAAGAUACAGAUACAUUCAGGAGUGGACUUGAAGAGGUUGGGAGCUUUCAGCUGAGGAAGCAAAAUUCUGGGAGGCCUCAGGGGUUUGUUGACAUCUCUGUUCGCAUAUCUGAGGAAAGAGACGGUGUUUCUUCCCACUCAGGAAGAAACGGAUUCCAUUCCACGGAUCAAAGGACUAAAAUAGCACUAGCAAUUGAAGACAGUCUGGUUCUAUCUUACCCAACCCAAUCUCAGCCCUAAUCUUCGCCACCUUCGCCGCCUCCUCCAUUUGGGUUUUUGCUUACAUUGUUCUCUGAACUGAUAAGCCGGCCGCUUGAAAGUGAUGUGAACUUGCCAGCCUAAGACCAUCUCCAACGGAAAAUUGCAUUUUUCACUCCAAAAUGCCAUGAAACCUAAAAUAUGCAGCGAUUCAUCUCCAAUCGAACUCCAUUUUGCGAAGGUAACGACUUUUUUUUUUUUUUUCGCGCUGUUUCUUGGCAAGUUUGGUAGACGCAGAAAAAUAACGAUGAUGAACAGCGCAACGCCAAUAUUGGCGUCCCACUGUUCACCCGCAAGGAAAUAGCGGAAAUUUUACCGUUCAGCUGGAACUCCGGGGCGACGGCAUUCAAGGGUCUGGAGUUCCGUUGGAGAUGCUCUAAGGGAAUGUUGGACCAAGCAGUGGAUUUGAAAAUGGGUGGAGCUCGGGUUUUCCAGCAGGUUAGGAUUGUGUUAGUCUCAGUAUGUGCUAAUGCACCUUUUCAAGACUAUAGCAACAGAAUAUGAAAUAUUGAUAUGAAAAUGAGGAAAUGAGAAAUAGGGAAAAAUUGUAUAAGGAUAUUUUGAUAGAAUUUAUAUUAAUAUCAAUUUAAAAUUAUUAGAUUUAUUUUAAAA
Messenger RNA from Dendrobium catenatum, 1307 nucleotides. RefSeq lists its product as uncharacterized. The transcript is spliced from 2 exons. Lineage: Eukaryota; Viridiplantae; Streptophyta; Magnoliopsida; Asparagales; Orchidaceae. The record is from RefSeq and is a predicted model, not a curated record. Gene Ontology annotation, biological process: defense response. The coding region runs from base 123 to 677 and encodes 184 amino acids.